Molecule: messenger RNA, 2459 nt
Organism: Lolium rigidum
Lineage: Eukaryota; Viridiplantae; Streptophyta; Magnoliopsida; Poales; Poaceae
Product: oxysterol-binding protein-related protein 2A-like
Exons: 10
Coding region: 16-2259 (747 amino acids)
Cellular component (GO): membrane; cytosol; intracellular membrane-bounded organelle
Molecular function (GO): sterol binding
Source: RefSeq, a predicted model, not a curated record
GGUGACAGGGCGACGAUGCGGGCCAGGGAGAUGCACCCGCUCUGCUGCCUCGCCGCCGACUACUGCCCCGGCGCCGAGCCCGACGCCGGGGACCGCUCCCCGCCCCCGGCGGCGGACGGGGCGGCCGUGGCGGGGGUGCUCAGCAAGUGGACCAACAUCGGCCGGGGCUGGCGCCCGCGCUGGUUCGCGAUCCGCGGCGGCGUCCUCGCCUACUGGAAGAUCCGCCGCCGCGUCGCCGCCGCCGAGGACGCCACGGCGUCUUCGCCAUCGACCGACGCCUCCGCCUCCGCCUCCGCCGCGGGCGCGGGCGCCAGGCUGAUCGGGGCCGCGGCCUGCGGCGCCGGGGAGCAGCCCAUCGGAUUCGUCCACCUCAAGAUCUCAUCAUUCAGCGAAAGUAAAUCAGAUGACAAACGGUUCUAUAUUAUUACUCCGACCAAGACGCUUCAGCUGAGGACCGGUUGCGCUAAGGACCGUGUGGCUUGGAUUGAAGCACUAGUUUCCGCAAGAAGUGAAUCUUCUCUUAGUGGUGUUUUACCAUGUGACCAGAAUGGUGAGUCAUUUUCCACAGAAAGGCUCAGGGAUCGCUUGCACGCUGAAGGUGUUGGAGCAGCAAUUGUUAAAGACUGCGAGCAGAUCGUUCAUUCAGAAUUUUCACAGUAUCACACACAGAUGAAGCAACGGUGCGAAUCGUAUUUAAGCUUUAUUGGCAGUCUUCCCCGGGAACUCGAGGUAGUUAGUUCAGGAGAUGGAGCUAUUGUUGACAAUCCACAGUUGCAAUUGUUCAAGCCUGACUGUUCCAGCUCUGGAAAAUGUAGUGAAUACAGCAAUACAGAGUCUUCUGAUGAUGCUGGCAAGCAAGAAAAACUAGGUCAAAUGCAAGAUGAAGAUGAGUUUCAUUUCUAUGAUACAAGGCAAAGUUUCAGUGACUCGGCUGCUACUCCUGACCUAGAAAGCAGAUACUUAAAUUAUGGUGAUGAAGCUUGCAAAUUUGGUGAUUCAUUAGCUGCUGACAAGACCAACGAAUAUUUACUCUCAUCUUCAAAGAGGCGUUCCAAGUUACCUGAACCAGUAGAAAAGGAGAGAAGUUUCAGCCUUUGGUCAAUGAUCAAAGAUAAUGUAGGGAAGGAUCUUACAAGAGUUUGUCUUCCUGUUUACUUUAAUGAGCCAAUUUCGUCGCUUCAAAAGUGCUUUGAAGACUUGGAAUACUCCUUUUUAUUGGACCGCGCAUAUGAAUGUGGCUCAAGGGGAAACAGUCUGAUGAGAAUUCUGUAUGUUGCUGCUUUUGCGGUCUCUGGGUAUGCUUCCACAGAGAGCCGUCCGUGCAAACCUUUCAAUCCAUUGUUAGGGGAAACCUAUGAAGCUGAUUACCCUGAAAAGGGAAUACGCUUCUUCUCUGAAAAGGUUAGUCAUCAUCCGAUGGCGAUGGCAUGCCAUUGCGAAGGGAAAGGUUGGAAAUUUUGGGGAGACAGCAACGUAAAGAGUAAAUUUUGGGGACAGUCGAUUCAAGUGGAUCCUAGCGGCAUAUUAACUCUAGAGUUUGAUGAUGGAGAAACUUUCCAGUGGAGUAAGGUUACAACUACCAUUAACAACCUUAUCAUUGGUCGAGUCUAUUGUCAUCACCAUGGCAUAAUGAACAUCAGCGGAAACAGAAAAUAUUCAUGCAAGCUGAUGUUUAAAGAGCAGUCUUUCCUGGAACGUAAUCCUCGCCAGGUUCAAGGCUUUGUUAAAGAUGCUGAUGGGACCAAGGUUGCAUCCCUGAUGGGGAAGUGGGAUGAGAGCAUGUAUUGCAUUGUUAGUGAUGAUGCUUCUAAACUGAACUCACAUAUUUCACAUCAGAGCGUUGGUGCCACCUUGUUGUGGGAGAAAAAUGAGCCGCCUACAGAUCCCACUCGAUAUAACUUGUCAUCAUUUGCGAUUACUUUAAACGAGUUGACACCAGGCCUCAAGGAGAAACUUCCACCAACAGAUUCAAGACUGAGACCAGACCAGAGACAUCUAGAGAAUGGAGAGUACGAGAAGGCAUAUUCUGAGAAACUACGCCUCGAGACCAGGCAACGGAUGGCAAGGAACAUGCAGGAGAGUGGCUGGAAGCCAAGAUGGUUCCAAAGAGACACCAAGGAUGGAACAUACCGUUAUGUUGGAGGCUACUGGGAGGCAAGAGAGCAUAGGAAAUGGGUUGGCUGCAAUGACAUAUUUGGCAGUUUCUGCGACAAUAUGAACCCACAGGGGUCCACGCUGUACACCAGUGCAAGUGUUUAGGCCUUCGGGAGUAGUAGGCGUUGGCAGCACACUAAUUUUUUGAAGGUACAUAAUUGAUCGGUUCCUCUCACAUCUAUCGUAUAAAGAAGAGCUAAAAUGUUCUCUUCUCCUUGUUGUCCUAUUUCUGUAUAAUGGUAAUACUUUUGCUAACACUGUUGCUAAAGUUGUCAAUAAUAUCAUUUCUCCACUUGUCUUUGAUG